Cuscuta campestris is the source of this 2070-nucleotide messenger RNA. NCBI's taxonomy places the organism in Eukaryota, Viridiplantae, Streptophyta, Magnoliopsida, Solanales, Convolvulaceae. The record is from the annotation of a GenBank genome assembly.
CCCACUUUUGAAAUAAGUGGAGGAGGACAAUUUGACAAAAGUGUUUUUGUCUUUUUAUUAUUGUUAUUGCCUUUUAUACUUUAAUAAAAAUGAAAGCUCAUUCACUUCCCCAAAAACAGAGAGUUUCGGCCAAGAAGGGAAGAGGAAGAGAAAAACAUUUUGAGUCCCAAAGUUGAUAUUUUGGGUGUAGAAAAUUGAUAUAAUAUUUUCUUUAAAAUAUUAUUGAUAUAUUUUCUAGUUUUGAUAUACAAGAUUAAUAUUAUACCUCUUAAAUCUUUAUAUUAAAAUAUACUAUUAUAAUCUUUACUAGCAUAAAGAUAAAGAUUAUAGUAGACUCCGGAGAUUGUUCGUGUGUCAAAGUUGGAGGCCGGACGCUUGAACGGCUACGUUUGCUCCUUCAACACCUUUUGCUCGACUUCUCGUUCAUACCGCUUUACCAGAGAAGGUAUAACUUUCUAUCUCUAGCUAUAUUUUUAGUACGUGUUCUUGGGCUAGUAAUCACUAUUGAGAGAUUAAUUUUUUGUAUUUCCGCUGCCCUCCCAACCGUGGUUACCUUUCAUCAGAUGGCUCCCUCUCUCUCUCUCUAGAUUUCCGGCCACCGGAAAUGUGAAAACUCCGGCGAGGAUCCAAAGCCAUUUGCACCCCAACAGGAAGACUCUGUUCUCGGAACUACUUUCUAAAGAUACAGAAAACCUUCCUGGAAACAACCAUGGCAUCUUCAACGGUGCUCCAUCCAUCUCUUUGUUCUUUGAAGAAGAACUAAAGCUUGCAGAACCAUUUUCCCUUGGACUUGUGGGGCGUUGCAGUAGUAGAGCCAAGCUAGAUGGAUUGGAGGCAUUCCUUAUUAAAGGUGGUUACAGUGAAUUCAAGAUGAGAAGGUUGCGAAAGAAUGACAUCCUCUUCCUCUUCAAACGGGAAGGAGAUUAUUUGUGUUGGUUCUCCCAGCGACGUUGGGUUGUCAAUGGCAUCAGCAUUGCCAUCUCCAAAUGGUCCCGAGACUACUCCCCAACCCGUGAAUCUCCCAUUGCUCCGGUAUGGAUCAAGCUAGAGCACUUCCCAGUUCAUCUCAAUGACCAUGGUUCUCUUUUUAAAAUAGCCUCCCUCUUUGGCAAGCCCAUUAAACUUGAUUCCAACACGGUGAUUGGUGUCUUCCCUAAACAACCAAGGUUUUGUGUUGAAAGAGACACCUCCUUGCCAUUACCCUCCCGUGUUCAUAUUCGUUUGGGUUGCAGGGAUCUCUGGAUCCUUUGUAAGUUUGAAAAUCCCCACAAUUCUGCUCAAGUUGUUACACUUUCGAGCAUACCUUCAACAACUGCCGGAAGCAUAAACUCUUGAGCCUCACCGGGAAAGCUCCGGCCGGUGAGGUGGGCCACAUGGGAGCGGGUAAUAAGGAGGAUUCUGCAGGCUGGACAUGGGUAAAAGCAAAACGACGAGGCAGGCAAGUCUUAAAUUUGGGCAGGGAUGGAUGUACUACGGGGCCUAAUCAUUCCCCUUCCAAAAACCCAGUCCAGCAGCAUGUGGACAAUUCUAGGACUGACAGCCCUCUUUCUAUGUCCCCCUUGCUUUUCACAGCUCUUUGGAUCAACCAAGCACAUCUAAACAAGUAAAGUGACACUGGUCUCUCCUCAUUCCCAUAAUUGAAGAUGUGAAUGAUGAUGAGGCCCUUUCCACACCAUCUCCUUCCCAUAAACACAAUUCAGUCCCAUUGCCCCAACAUCACACAGAUGACAACUUAGCCCUGGUCCCCUUCUCUUCUGCUCCAGGAGUUCCUUCCCUUGCCACAAACCUUCUCAUUAAAGAUGACUACUGGGUUAGCAAACCUUCUCAUUAUGUGCGUGAAUAUUGGGAACCUUGACAAAUAUGAAGAAAUCUCCACCUUGUACUGCCACUCCGAAGGCAAUGAAGGGGAUAUGCCUUUCGAUAGCUCCGAGCUUCGCCCCUCCAGGUGGACAUUUCCUCUUCCACCGCCACCACUAUUCCUUUCAAAAAGUACCUCAAAAACUUCAAAGAUUAUACUCCUCAUGCAAUGGAGACAAAGAGUAAAAGCUCUAAUAAAGUAUCCUCGUUGGU